Molecule: messenger RNA, 330 nt
Organism: Trypanosoma conorhini
Lineage: Eukaryota; Euglenozoa; Kinetoplastea; Trypanosomatida; Trypanosomatidae
Exons: 1
Source: RefSeq, a predicted model, not a curated record
AUGACUGCUCUUCGAGGGUCGUGCGAGAGUUAUGUAUUUUAUUUGACGCUGCGGCAGAUAACUGUCCGCCAGCCGCAGUUGGCGCGCGACAACGCCGUGGAGAAGUACGAGCCGAGGGCGGAGCUUCUCGUGAGGUGGGCCGUUGGUUCGGCACAGACGGGGCGGGCGUUGUUCCCGGCAGACGUGACGGAGUCUCCUCUGGAGGGCGCGGGAGGGCAGGGGCGUGGCCGAACGCUCCUGACGCUGGGGCCGUCCCACGAAAUAGUUAUCCAGGAGAGGCUGCGCCGGAAGCCCGCUCGCGGGCGGGGGCGGGAGGAGGCGCGGUAUGAG